Trichosurus vulpecula (common brushtail) is the source of this 7144-nucleotide messenger RNA. RefSeq names its product LHFPL tetraspan subfamily member 2 (gene LHFPL2). Gene Ontology annotation, cellular component: membrane. The record is from RefSeq and is a predicted model, not a curated record. The transcript has 6 exons. Bases 779 to 1465 code for a protein of 228 amino acids. Lineage: Eukaryota; Metazoa; Chordata; Mammalia; Diprotodontia; Phalangeridae.
CGGGCCAAGAGCGAGGUGGGAAAGAGGCGUAACGGGAAGAAAAGGCUUGUUGGAGAAGUCCCUGACCACUUCCCGGCCCAGGGUUCGAGCCCUAGGAGACGCUGCCCAGUGGGCCCAGCUGGCGGCCAGCCUCCCUGAAAGGAGGGCGGCAGCUCUCUCUCUUCUCUGGCCGGGCCGGUAAAGGAGGAGGCAAAACCCCCGAGCUAAGUUGAAUUCUGCAGUUUCUACUUCUUCGAUUAGGAGAUUUCAGUACAUGCAGAUAAGGAAACAACUGAGACCAAGAAAAGUAAAGUGUCUCCCAUCAAACAUAAAUUCAUCCCUACGGUUCAUGUUUGGUUAAAAGGUGUUAGGUUUUUUCCUGAAGCUCUUCAUCCAGACUUCUUGGUAUUUCUGUGGGAUAUCAAUAGGUGUGUGAUGUCAAAGCAGGAGGCAGGGCUUGGGACCUCCCCCCCAGAAGACUAACAGCCGUCAUCAUGUGCCAGUAUGAAUGCUAACCGAGCAGCCUGCACUCCUCGCUGGAGCUGUCAGGGGAGGAGAAAGAAAGGAGGAGCCGAGCCUGCGAGAAGUCAAUGACUGAAUCUUCCAACUUCUUCACGGGACUGCUUGGACCUCAGUGACUGCAAAGCUGCUUGGAAAGAAAAACAGAUUUCUCCUCCUGGCUUCUUUCUGCCUUCAUUCUUGAAGUCUUGGGUGGUGUUGUGUGCGUGUCUGUGUGUCUGUGUGUGUGUAUGUGUGUUCACCCCUUGGAUUUCUGACUGUCCACUGCCUUGGACUCAAUAUGUGUCAUGUUAUUGUCACCUGUCGCUCAAUGCUGUGGACUCUCCUGAGCAUUGUUGUGGCUUUCGCAGAACUCAUUGCAUUCAUGAGUGCAGACUGGCUAAUUGGCACCGCCAAAUCCUCCAGCAACGUGGACACGGACAACAGGACCUGGGGCUCCCAACAGCCUUACCACCCAACCUUGGGCAUCUAUGCACGUUGUACCCGCAUCUCCCACAUACACCAUUCCAAUCGGGACACCCUCUGUGGUCCCUAUGCAGAGAACUUCAACGAGAUCGCCAGUGGCUUCUGGCAAGCCACCGCUAUUUUCCUAGCUGUUGGAAUCUUUAUUCUCUGUACGGUGGCAUUCAUAUCUGUCUUCACCAUGUGUGUGCAGAGCAUUAUGAAGAAAAGUAUUUUUAAUGUCUGUGGGCUGCUACAAGGGAUUGCAGGUCUGUUCCUUAUCCUAGGCUUGAUACUCUACCCUGCUGGUUGGGGUUCCCAGAAGGCAAUAAACUACUGUGGACAUUAUGCUUCUGCCUAUAAACUAGGAGAGUGCUCAUUAGGCUGGGCCUUCUACACGGCCAUUGGUGGCACUGUCCUGACAUUCAUCUGUGCCGUCCUCUCAGCACAAGCCGAGAUUGCCACGUCCAGUGACAAAGUACAAGAAGAAAUCGAAGAAGGGAAAAACCUGAUCUGCCUCCUUUAAUUUGAGAAAGAGAGAGAGAAGAGAUCAAAGCCUGUUCUUUCCUGAUUAACUUUGGAAAAGGAUCCACUUUCCUGUUUUCACUGAUUGUGACCGCCCAUGUGUCGUCAGGGGCCUGUUUCUACUGAAGCCAUCCUUCGUUCUCCCGGGUCUCUGAGGAACCGACAGGAAGAAACAGCCCAUGUCAGAGAAGCUGGACACAAGCCGCCAAUGGGGCAAGGUGGGGGAGGGAGUUUAGAAGCAUGUAAAUAGCAUAUAAACCAUGUUAAAUAGCUGACAAAUGCUGUCAUUGUUAGAUUGCAUCUUCCUGGGAGCCCCUGGAGGAUUCUGAGUUAAGUAAUAAAGCCAGUAAUCUUUAUUCUGGACAGGAUGAGACAGGAAACUAGCUUGGGGGUGUCACGAGGGUUCUCCUCUCUGUGUUUUGAGAGCAUCUUCUACCACAGGUUUAGGACCCUUGUACAAAGAACAUCCAUCAGAAUGAGUUGGGGGAUGGGGGAAGAUUAUUGUCUAAAAUGACUCCGAAUACAGCUUUACUGCCUGUUACAGAACACUUUGCUGGGUGAAAAUGAAACUAUACUCCAUUCCUGCAGGGGAGAAAACAUAGAGGUUAAAGGGGAAGCAGGCAAUUGUUACUGGGUCAAGGCACUCACCUUCCUUGGGUACCAUGCAAAGAACUGGAGGUGAUAUUAACCUUGGGGCUGCAGCCCUUUGUAAGCUCCUGCAUGGGAAGAUUCCUUGAGAUGAGGUACCUUCUUGGGUUAGCUGGACCAAGAGUCAUUCUGGGAUUGGAGAAACGGGGUAAUGAAGGUGCCAUCUUUGAUCUUUCCAACACUUUGAUGGCUCCAAGUUUCAUUCACCCCACGGACACUGACCCUUCUUUACACUUCAGGCUGUAGUAUUAGUGAGUGUCCAUGGCCAAAAUAAGAUCUCCUGCCCCAGCCUUCAGUGUCCAGACUUUUGGUCGGGUGCCUUUCUGGCCCUAGCUAGGCUGGUCCUUGACCAACAAACACAAAGUCUGUCACCAGGCCUCCACUUGAAGCCUUUCCAGCUUUGUAGGACCUACCGUGGCUUAAUUUUGAGAAAGAAUGCAAGGUCACCUCCACAUCUAGAAGCGUCAGAGUAGGGUUUAGGUGGUGGCCACCUCUAAAAUUAGAGAUACGUGCUCUUCUUUCCUGAACAUAGUCAAACAGGCUAGCCUGGUGGGUCCAGCAAGUCCUGAGGCUGUCCCAGUUUCUAGUUCAAAUGCAGAUCAUGUGUUUUUCUCCUGCUGUUAGGACUUGGCUUCAUUCAACUGCCAAAGGGAAGCUCAUUCCCUUUCCUCAUUCCAGAGACUGAUGUCCCAGGGCCAGCUGUGGCCCAUUCAGAUGCUUAACUACGAGGCCCUGCCAAAUUCUCAGCAUUUGUGGGGAGACAUUUUCCCACUGUUUGUUCACCACGUUGCUGUCAGCUGUAUUUCCAAAUCUAGCGGCGAUAACAGCAAUACAGUUACCACAACUGACAUUUUUUUAACAAACAAACAAAAAAAAAGACAGCUAGUCAUGUGACUUUAGUUUUUCUAGGCAUACAACUCUUCUGGAGGACAGACUUAAAGAAGAUGAAAUGACUGUAAUGAAGGAAUACUUCCCCAAAAGUUGUAGGUUUUAAGAGUCAGUGAAUCUGAAUCUGAAUGUGAAAACACCCUUUGGAUGCCCCCAUAUGUGCAGGGGUACAUGGACAAAUUCAGGAAGACUCCUUUCCUGUCUCUGGAAAAGUUCUGCCAACCUUGGAAAGUGCCAUGGGGACCAGAAAGCACACCUGUGUUCACAGCUUUAUCGUUCUGAUUGAUUCUGAACUUUAUUUUUUAAACCAUAUUCCUAAUACUCCUCUCGAAACUACAGUCCCUGGUUUACAGGCAUGAAGUCUUCAUUUAUGUUCCUUCAUGUUCAUGAAUUGGCCAAAUCUGGACAUCCAUAAUUUAGGAAAACAGGAUUUUUGUGAAAUUAGAUGAUGCUGUUACUUUUCUAAUGUUUCACAAAGCAUCUAAAAAUAUUUGUCAGUGAAAUCAAAUUGACUGCCAAAUCCCAAGAAAACCUUCAAAGAGACCAAUAGAGACGUGUCCUUCUUUUUGCUUUCUUACAGCAACCUUUCAGCUUUGAACACUGACUUGGCUGGAAACAACUAUAGCCCUAGUAGUCUGCUUAGGAGAAUGUUUUCCAUUCUGCUCAGCAAACCCAAUUCAUGUGUUUUUCUUUGGAUCUGUUGUAUUAGAAUACUUAGGAAAAUUCAUGAUCUUCUUGGGGGAUAGGUAUUCCUACUCCAAUUCCUCUUCAUGGUGUGAAGGUGACCCUUGAUUCUUGAAGUUCUAGCAUGUUGUAUCAAUUCAAUUUACUAAGCAUUAAGCUGCUAUUGUGUGCCAGGCACAAAGUCAAAAAAGAAAAUUGUUCUUGCUCGUAAGGACCUUCCAUUCUACCAGGCACAAAAUGCUUUGAGUACAGGCGCCAUGAUGGUCUGGGUAUUUCUAACUGCAGAGAUGAUCUUCACCAGAAGGCUGUGGAUAAUAAUAAGAGCGUUGGCUCUUGGGUCAAGCUAUGUUUGUGACCUUGGACAAGUCACACCCAACUGAUGGUGGACUUCAGUUUUCUCACCUGAAAAUUGAAGGGAUUAGAGUAGAUGGCUUCUAAGGUCCUUUCCAGCUCUAGAUCUAUGAUUUUAAUCAAGAGCUCCCAAAAUAAUUGAUUAGAAGUUAGGAUGGAGAGGAGACUCAGCACAUAGUGAAUCAAGUUUAAAAUGAUGAUCACUUCAAACAAUAAAUCAAAUUAAUAUCCAAAAUUACCAAGUAGAAUUUUCUUUCUAAUCACCCAAAAAGAUGGCAACGCAAAGAUCAUUGGAGUAAAGUAUGAGAAUAAUUCAAACAGAGGAAGGCCUUUUUUUGGGGGGGAAGGGAGAGGGUGAUUCCACUUUUUGUUCUAGCACUAAACUGCUAAAACACUGUGUCUCUAGCUUGAGAACGUCUUUCCAUUCUGUGAGGUCUCAGAGGAAAUACAAUAAAUUCUCAAGUUUCAUCCUAAGUAAUUCUACUCAGGUGGGAAAGAGUUCUGUGAAGGUUUCAUCCUAUUUCCUAUACCUCAUCACCCUCUGCUCUUCCUCUUCCAGCCUAUCCUCAGUAAGUUCCAGACUCAGCUGAGGGCCUAAGGAUUGAGCCAACCACCUGGGAGAUUUAAAUCUUUUGAACCUUUAGAAGUGCUCCAAAACAUGGGCUUUCCAAGAUUUUCUCAAGCAGCUCCCUUUAAAAACUGUGUAAUCACUACCGGGCUCUUGCCUUUCACCUAGUGAUUGCAAUCGCUUGUGAGUACACACACCUGCCAUAAUGCCAGGGGCUGCUAAAGCUUGGCUGCAGGUUAGCCUGACCUAACUCCAGGAACCCCUGUGAGCUAAAGGAUGGAGGUCGGCUCUGAAGCUGAGAAAGAAAGAAUAUUCAGGACUUCUGUUCUAACCACUAGUUCCCACUUUGACCAAAGUCCAAAGUAAGUGGAUUGUAAAUCCUGUGACGCAGAUGAAAAGGGAGAGGUGGGUAUUAAGCUUGGUGAUUCAGCUCUUUUUUUUGAAGAGUGGAUUCUCAUCUCAUUUUUGUUGUCUACACUAACAGCUUAGAAUCUUUAACAGCAUCUGUUAUCACGUAUAAUCCUAGGGUUAAAAAAGACUCUAGGGAGGACUGGGGUUCAAUCUCGUAUUAAUGUUCUGACUUUAAAGUUUCUAUGUAGGCACAUAACCCAGCUUCAUUGUCUGUUCAGUUAUCGCUUUUGGGGCAAAGUAUCACAGUUUUGUUCAUUAGGCAAAGGUCUUUUCUAGAUUCAGCAAGAAAAUGUUCCCACGCCCAUUUUUUCUCCUUCAUUUCAACCCUUAAGACAAGCUCAAUCUCUUUUUUGAAAUCCAGCUAAUUUAUAUGGGCUUAAAUAACUUCAAGAACCAAAAAGUUGCCUCUCUUUACAUCAUAUCAUCAUCACCUUCAUCUGUGUGGAUGUUGUCUUGGCUGUAAGAAUGCUGCUAUCCCUCCAGUUAUUCUCUUCCCAUCAGUUACAAGAUGUAAACAUUUGUGUCCAGAGCCAAAAGAAAAAUUAUUUUCAUUCCAUUAGUUGGACCUUGCAGGAUUUUCUUACAAACUACCAAGAAAAUGAAACCACUGAAAAACAUCCCACACACUGAAACUAACCACAUAACAGGAAGGAAAUCUACUUGGUGGAUAAAAAUGACACCAGACUGACGGCUCCACUAGACUGAAAGAGCAGGUAACGCAGCAUCCCUCUAUCCAUCCAUCCACCCACCACCAUGCAUCUCCUUCCACCAAAACUUACUGAAAAUUGUCUUGGCCUGGACUCGGGUUAUUCCAAAUAGCUGUUUAAAAACCACUCAAGAUGGAGACUGUGCAGGGAAGAAAUGCAGAUGUUAACUGUUCAUUUCUCAGCUCUUCCACUUUUCUAGCAGGUAUAAAAAAGAAAAAAAAGAUAGUUGCAAUAUUUCUAAUCCAUUUCAGCUGACCAUCUCAUAGUAUAUCAUUGAAAAUGUCAUGUGCUUAGACUAUUGCACCAGAAGAGUCCUAUUUAUUUUGCCUGUCUCCACUUCGGGCGAAUCUGUAAGGUGUCAUGAUGAUAUUGAGUGAACUGUGAGGCUUCUGAAAUGUUUGCCAGUGGUUCUGUGGAUUCUUUAAACCUGUGUGUUAACUCAACAGUGUGACAUAUUGACUCGGGGUGGGGGGAUAUUUUUAAUCAUUUUCAAUCUGUGGUUUGAUAAUCUUUUGUUAAACAUGUACUCAGUAAGUGUCAUAGUCCUUCUUUUGAAGUGUAGCAUAUUUAAUAUAUAUGUGCAUAUAUAUGCACAUGUAUGCACAUAUAUAUACAUACAGAAGUACAUGUGUAUAUAUAUAUAUAUAUAUACAUACAUACACAAGUCUGUGAGAGAUGUGCAAUAACAAAGGCAUAUGUUUUGUUUUUGAAAACUGGAGAAGAGUUGGAAAAGGGUUGGGGGGAGGGGGGAAUUCAUCCUGUUCAAAGCAAAGGAGAGUUAAGAAUGUGGGCUUUGGCCUCAUAAAUCUAUGGCAAUCCUAACGUGCUCUGUAAGCCAGAGAGAGAAAAUGAGAAGAAACUGUUGGUAUGAGUUUAAUCUCAAUCUAUAAAAUCACUAGACUUUUUUGGGUUUUGUUUUUUUUUGGAAAGUUAAGCCUGAGGAUCCAGGCCCAAUUUUUUGCUAGCCUUUAAUUUGAAAUGUGAAGCUGCCAAGCUGCUUUUAUGUCAGGCUAAUCUCUAGUAGCAAAUAUAUUAUAUAAAUAUGUAUAUAAUCACUGAGGAGCUUAUUUCUGAAUAUGCUUUUUUUUUACACUUAUCAUCUAUGUGGGACCACUGCUUCGAGGCUGUUUUCACACAUCUCUUCUUAGCCACACCAGUCUCGCUUUUUUGUGCAGGCAUUUCUGUGUAAUAACAGUGAGUGGAUUUUAUAAAAAUCCUAGACCUGUAGUUACACAUUUAUAUUUAGGAGCAAUAACUCUGUAAGACCAAAGGGAUGGAAGGCAAGACUGUUUUCUUUUGAGAUUGUGGUGAAACUAUCCAUUGGCCUGAGGUAUCAUGGGGGGCGGGGGCGAAGAAGGACCUCAGUGCUGGAUGGUAUUUGACAGCCACUUGAGCCAAAUCGAAAUAAAACUGUGCUGAUGGA